AUGUCUCCGGCCAGAGCUCCGUCAUUACCACUGGCCUCCCAGUACCGAGGUGACAUUUUGUUGAAGCCAAUUAUUGAAGCUGCCGGGAAGGAUAUCAGUCACUGGUUCAACCCCAAGACUGGAGAUAUCAAGACUUUUAUCAAUCCGCUAACUGGCUGUUUGAGAUACUGUACACCGCAGGGGCGCUUUCUUCAUAUAUCCCCUUCCUACCCCUGCUCAGACUGGGACACAGACUUCGGGCGCCCCUGGUGGCGGGAUUCAUCCUAUGAGAUCGGCAUCUUGUCUGCCAAAACCCGUUUCAUACGUAUCAUUAACACGCUGACAUCCCAGGAGCAGACCCUGGAGGUCUGUUCAGAGGAAACUAUAUGGGAGAUUCUCCGCCGAUAUUUGCCAUACAAUGCCCAUGCUGCCAGUUACACGUGGAAGUACUGCGGCGUUCCGCUGAACAUGGACCUGACACUAGAGGAAAAUGGUGUGAAGGAUGAAGAUGAUGACUUUGAGGAGCUGAAGAUGGAUUCAGACCUGUAUACAGCCAGCAUACACUUAUAUUUCAAUGAUGACUUGACUGAACUCUGAAUAAGAAGACA
This is a messenger RNA of Nanorana parkeri, 587 nucleotides long. RefSeq names its product cytochrome b5 domain-containing protein 1. The transcript has 4 exons. The coding region runs from base 1 to 576 and encodes 191 amino acids. The record is from RefSeq and is a predicted model, not a curated record. Lineage: Eukaryota; Metazoa; Chordata; Amphibia; Anura; Dicroglossidae.